AUGUAUGAUAGUCAAGUCUUUAAGGAUGCAGGUAUUGAUCAUCAUGAUCUAUUCUUUCUUGAUGGUACUUGUCCUCCUAGGGACGUAAUGGAGAAAUUUGUUAAAUUAGCAGAAGAAUGUGAUGGUGCGGUGGCUGUACACUGCAAGGCAGGACUAGGAAGAACUGGAUCUCUUAUUGGCUGUUAUGCUAUUAAGAAUCAUAAGACGAACUAA
This is a messenger RNA of Eimeria maxima, 213 nucleotides long. Its product is annotated as dual specificity protein phosphatase CDC14A, putative. The transcript is spliced from 3 exons. Lineage: Eukaryota; Apicomplexa; Conoidasida; Eucoccidiorida; Eimeriidae. Gene Ontology annotation, cellular component: centrosome; mitotic spindle; kinociliary basal body. Bases 1 to 213 code for a protein of 70 amino acids. The record is from RefSeq and is a predicted model, not a curated record. Gene Ontology annotation, biological process: microtubule cytoskeleton organization; cilium assembly; positive regulation of cytokinesis. Gene Ontology annotation, molecular function: protein serine/threonine phosphatase activity; protein tyrosine/serine/threonine phosphatase activity.